AUGGAAACGACAGAUUUAUUGACACUGGAUAAGAUUGCACGAAAUCCAGCUCUGGUUACGCAUCGUUUUAUUCUACUAAAAGCAACUGGCUCUGAAGAAAUUAUAUUUCGACCGCUACUGCACAAUGAUGAUUUAAUGCUAGCUGAAUUCUUUGAAAGUUUAUCAGCAGAGACACGUCUAUUUGCUACGUAUCCCAGUUAUGAUUUGAAAUGUGCGCAGGAAUUUUGUUAUGCUAUCAAUCAAUACGAUAAAUUACGAAUGGUAGCUAUUAGUGAGGACGGAAAAAUUAUUGCUCUGUUCGAAUUUAGCCUCGAUCUGGUGGAUUCUGACAUCGAACGAUUUCACAAAUACAGUAUCAAACUAGAUGCCAAAAGUGAUGUACGAUUUGGACCGUGCAUCAUCGACAAAUAUCAAAAUCAGCAUUUGGGCACCAAACUUUUACAGUUAAUGAUUGAUUUAGCUAUACGUAUGGGUAAAAAGCGGAUGAUACUAUGGGGUGGAGUACUGAUUAAUAAUCAGCGAGGAAUUCGAUUUUAUGAAAAAAAUCAUUUUCGAAUUCUACCAGACAAAUUCAUUGCCAGUGAUGGAUAUGAGUGUUACGAUGGCAUUCUUCAGUUUUCUUAG
Molecule: messenger RNA, 624 nt
Organism: Didymodactylos carnosus
Lineage: Eukaryota; Metazoa; Rotifera; Eurotatoria; Philodinida; Philodinidae
Source: the annotation of a GenBank genome assembly